Hevea brasiliensis (rubber tree) is the source of this 2081-nucleotide messenger RNA. Its product is annotated as indole-3-pyruvate monooxygenase YUCCA2. Bases 482 to 1789 code for a protein of 435 amino acids. The transcript has 4 exons. NCBI's taxonomy places the organism in Eukaryota, Viridiplantae, Streptophyta, Magnoliopsida, Malpighiales, Euphorbiaceae. The record is from RefSeq and is a predicted model, not a curated record. Gene Ontology annotation, molecular function: N,N-dimethylaniline monooxygenase activity; flavin adenine dinucleotide binding; NADP binding. Gene Ontology annotation, biological process: auxin biosynthetic process.
UUUUCUUCUCCAAGGGAGGAGGUUGGUUAAUGGUAGUUGGUCAUAUACUAAUAGAGAGCUAGAGAAGUCUCGUCAUGCUAAAAGAAAAUUAAAAAGAAAAAGGAAAAAAGAAAAAGAAUUAUAGUGCGUGUGUAUAUUUAGAGAGAGACGGAGCCCUAUUUGAACUCAAUUCCAUGGUGUGAAUCACAACCAUGAAGUGUUUGUUAUUGGCUCCUUAGCUCUCGCCGUGUUUCGCAAAGGGGGUAAGACCUUCUCAAAAUCCUUAUUUCCACAAAUCCAGGAAUCCUCAAUUCUAUAUCUCUCUCUCAAAUAUCUCUUUUAGAUAAGAUAAAACUCUGUCUCAAAUUUCAUCAUAAUCUUCAUAGAGAGAGAGUUCAUGACUCGCGAGUCGUAUUUUGUGUUGAAAAGGGAUUCUCUUACUCAUGGGUUUUCUUUAAUUUCCUCUUUUGCAUGAACUUCCCUGCCCUUUAGCUCUUCCGAAAUGGUUAUUUUAGCUCCUGUGAUGCUCAUGGACUACUUGAAAGAAGUGGAAGGCAAAAUUGUUCAUGACCAUUUCACCAAUAAGAUGGCUAUGUCACCAAGCAGGUGUACAGGGGUGCAUGGACCUGUCAUAGUUGGUGCUGGCCCUUCAGGUCUCGCCACAGCUGCUUGCCUUAAAGAAAGAGGUGUUCCUAGUUUGAUUCUUGAGAGGGCUAAUUGCAUAGCUUCCUUGUGGCAGCUCAAAACCUACGAUCGUCUCCGCCUCCAUCUUCCAAAGCAGUUCUGCGAGCUCCCUCUCAAGCCAUUCCCAACUGACUUCCCAACAUACCCAACAAAACAACAGUUUGUGGCCUACUUGGAGGCUUACGCAAAGCAUUUUGGUCUAGCACCAGUCUUCAAUAACACAGUGGUGAGUGCGGAAUUCGAUCCUCGAUGUGGGUUUUGGCGUGUCAAGACCUUGGGGCUGAAACAGGAGGAGUCGGAGUAUGUAUGCCAAUGGCUAAUCGUUGCCACCGGCGAAAAUGCUGAGGAGGUCGUGCCGGAUAUUGAAGGAAUGAAUCAAUUUGAGGGCCCUAUUCUUCACACGAGCUCAUACAAGAGCGGGGAGUUGUUUCGUGGGAAGAGAGUUUUGGUGGUUGGAUGUGGGAAUUCAGGCAUGGAGGUCUGCUUGGAUCUUUGCAACUAUAAUGCUCGCCCAUCCAUCGUGGUUAGAGACUCGGUGCACGUCCUGCCUCAAGAGAUGCUUGGAAGAUCAACUUUUGGAUUGUCCAUGUGGCUGCUCAAGUGGUUUCCUUUGGGCCUUGUGGAUCAAAUUUUAUUACUGAUAUCUCGGUUCAUGCUUGGUGAUACUUCUCAAUUCGGUCUCCAUCGUCCUAAACUUGGUCCUAUCCAGCUCAAAAAUGCCACAGGAAAAACACCUGUCUUGGAUGUGGGUACUCUUGCUAAGAUCAGAAGUGGGGAUAUUAAGGUUUGCAGGGGAAUACAGAGACUAAUGCAUCAUUAUGUGGAGUUUGUUGAUGGAAGCACGGAAAAUUUCGAUGCUAUCAUCCUAGCCACAGGUUACAAAAGCAACGUACCUUCUUGGUUGAAGGGUAACGAAAUGUUUUCAGAGAAAGAUGGACUGCCCCACAAGUCAUUCCCAAAUGGAUGGAAAGGUGAAAAUGGGUUGUAUGCAGUAGGUUUUACACAGCGUGGCCUGCUUGGCACGUCUAUUGAUGCAAGAAGAAUUGCACAAGACAUUGAGCUUCGCUGGAAAGCUGAGGCCACAGGUUUCAUGGCCUUUGCUUGUGCAUCACCAAAACAAUCAUGACUCCAAAAUGAUUACAUUGAAAGAAAGAAGGAAAAAAAAAAUCUAAUGAACCUUUUGGUUUCUUGGACAUCUAAUGAAGUUUCUCCUCUCAUUUGAGCGAGCGAAGCAGGAAUAGAAAGACAAGGACAAGUUGUUUUUAACCUUUCAAAUGCACAAAAGCUAGGAAUGUUAGGGUAAAAAGCUGAGGGUGAUAAUAUUUGUUUCUUGGGGAGGAGAAGAAGAUUCUCAAUGUGUAUAUCUUGUUCAUCAUUCUUGUUUUAUAUUAUUAGUUAGGUAAACUUUUUAAGUGAAA